CUGGCCCCUGUUGACCCUGCCUAGAACCGACCAUGUCUCGGACACAAUUUAAACUCCGUGGUCACUUGCUGUCUGCAGUGAGCUUCUUCAACCGUACGACAUUCAAUGUCAAACUUCAGUUGUUAAGUUAAGUUGUUUUAGGAGGUUAACGGUGCAGUGAUUUGAGAGGGGACGCGAUGGGGAUGAAUGGACAGAAUGGCACCUACACAGUUUCUGUGUCUGAUUCUAAAGGAUACCCACAGUCGCUUAAAAAGGUGGAGUCGCGCGGACACUGGGGGAAUAAAGCCGAGUUCAUCCUGACUGUGAUGGGAGCUAUCAUCGGACCCGGGAAUGUGUGGAGAUUUCCUCACCUGUGCUACAGAAACGGCGGAGGUGUGUUCUUCAUCCCUUACAUCCUCUUCAUAUUUACAUGUGGAGUCCCCUUAUUCUUCCUCGAGACUGCCUUGGGACAAUACACCAGCCAAGGGGCGACAACUUGCUGGAGAAAUAUUUGUCCGCUUUUCCAGGGAAUUGGCUUUGCCAGUCACUUAAUCAUUGCAUUCAGUGGCACCUCCUAUAUUGUCAUCCUUGCUUGGGCGUUUUUUUACUUGUUCUCAUCCUUCAGUGCAGAAUUGCCCUGGACCACAUGUGGAAACUAUUGGAACACAGAGUCAUGCUUGGACUUAAACCAGCUCAACAUGUCCCUAAGUAAUAUAUCCAGACUGAACACUACUCUUCCUGUUGUGGAGUUCUGGGAGCGGAGAGUUUUGAAAAUCUCUGGAGGUAUCGAAGAGGUGGGCAGCUUGAGGUGGGAACUGGUCCUGUGUCUCAUCCUGAGCUGGGUCAUCUGCUACUUCUGUGUUUGGAAGGGCAUCAAGUCAACAGGAAAGGCAGCUUACUUCACAGCCACCUUUCCCUACGUUAUGCUGUUGGUUCUGCUCAUACGCGGCGUUACCUUACCCGGGGCAAUGGAUGGAAUCAUUUAUUACCUCUACCCUGAUAUCUCUCGCCUUUCAGAUCCCCAGGUGUGGAUGGAUGCUGGCACUCAGAUUUUCUUCUCUUAUGCGAUUGGCCUUGGGUUUCUAACCUCUCUUGGGAGCUAUAACACGUACAACAAUGACUGUUACAAGGAUUGCUUCUACUUGUGUUUACUGAACAGUGCCACCAGCGUUGUGGCAGGCUUUGCCGUUUUCUCUAUUUUGGGUUUUAUGACCUACGAACAAGGAGUGGAUAUAUCUGAAGUAGCCCAAUCAGGUCCAGGUUUGGCAUUCAUUGCCUUCCCACGAGCUGUAACCAUGAUGCCCAUGCCUCAAGUGUGGUCGGUGUGUUUCUUCCUCAUGAUCAUUCUGCUUGGAUUGGACAGUCAGUUUGUUGGUCUUGAGUGCCUGAUGACAUCACUGGUUGAUCUGUUCCCGACACAUCUGCGCAAGGGCUGCAGACGUGAGCUCGUUCUGCUCGCUAUCUGCAGUACCUGCUGUCUGCUGGGAUUCACUCUGGUCACAGAAGGAGGUUUGUACCUGCUUCAGCUGCUGGACCAUCAUGUCUGCAGCGGCACCACCCUGCUCCUGCUCUCCCUCAGCCAGUCUGUUAGCAUUGCCUGGGUGUACGGUGCUGACCGUUUCUAUGGCAACAUAACACACAUGAUUGGCUAUCGUCCAUCUCCGUUUAUGAAGUACUGUUGGAGCUACAUCACUCCCUUGUUCUGCUUAGGCACAUUCAUAUUCUCUAUCGUCAAAUAUUCCCCGUUGAAGUUCAGUAAGGCCUAUGUUUAUCCCCUCUGGGCAAACAUCUUGGGCUGGUUCAUCGCAAGUGUCUCCCUGUCCCUCAUCCCACUUUUUGUGUUAUAUCAAGUAAUGCAGGGGGAAGGCACUCUGCGACAGAGAUUAUGGGUGCUCUGCCAGCCUGUGGACGACCUCCCUGGGCUUCCUACGCUGGAAGACAGUGGCACCACUGCCCACACCGAGCUCAAACCAUUAUCCCACACAAGGGAAAUCACUCCAUGAACACAGGCUGUUAUGCUGAGAGAUGUUUUAUAAACAAGGGUGGGAUUUUCCUGGGCCAAAAUCCUCAGACUUCCAAGGAUUUUUGCAGUAAAACAGUUCUUGCCCCAAAAAAAAGAAAACCUCAUUUAUAAAGUUUUAUGGCCUAUCCUUGGGAGGCCAAAUUGGCCCUAAAACAACUUAACACUGACCCAAAUAAACCACAGAAAAACAAUUAAAACCACUAAAUCCAUGGAAUCUAAUAACAGUCUUCCAAGUUACCAAGCCAUCUCAUCUCUAUCGCCAACCGGCACAAAUCUUAACUCAACAAACACUCAAAAUCCCACGCUGAGACGCAAUAAUGCAUUUCAUUUACCCAAUUUUUUUUUUUUUUUUUUUUUUUACUCCUUGUAGUUACGAGAUCUUUUUCAUAAUGACCUGGAUCUCACCUCUGGGGCUGUUUACGAAACGGCCUACUAUUCUAGUAGUACGUACUGAUUCGGCCAAAAUGCAUUAUGCAGUAUGUGAACAAAAGCAAGAUCUGCAGUACACCAAAAAUACCCAGAUGUGGUAAUGAUUCGGAAAGAAAGUACAGUUUACAUCAGGCCAGCCCGGUGUACCGUUUCCCACGAUUCAAAGCACCAGCAAUGAGCAUUGCGACAGGGGAAAUAAUCACUACAUAUGUGUGCAGUACUACAUACUGCAUACUACAUUCCAUAUGGUUUUUCGAAAAAACAUCCUCAGUCUUCAGUAAUGUUGUGGACAGUAAUGAUGGCCCAAAGGAGUUCAUGUUUUUAUUUCUUCCUCUUUAUGAGACCGUGGGGAAUAUGAGCGGUGCUUGAGCCUGAGGAUGUAAAUCAGUCUGUCAACACUCCACAGGCAUCUCAAGUCGUUGGGAUUAUUCAGGCCCAAAUCUGAGUCUGAUGUGCUGGAAGUCGCUCUCUUCCUGCGGAAACAGUUAUAAAUAUGUACAGCAGUACAAAUAUGCAAUGCUUCAUGGUUAAUGGUUAGUGUGUAAGAAAUGCCACAGAAAACUGAUCCUCAAGAAGUACAGCUGAGUCAGAACAUUUACAUCUUCUUGCUACUUUGUUGUCGACAAAUUACUGCACACUAGUCAAAGUAUAACUUUGAUCAAAGGUAUUUAGAACACCUGAGGCUGAGUGACCACAUUUAUGUCCUGUUGCACUCUUUAUGGACACUGCCUCUUGUCCAAUCAAGUGACUAGACUGGAAAUAGACUAUUGUUGUUUCAUUUAGAACAUUAAGGUACUGGCUAUAUUAUGUAAACCCUUUCGCUCAGUGAUGUUUCCAACUUUUUUUCUCAUAAUGCUUCAGUAUAUUUGUUUCUUUUAAUCAAGUACCACAUGUAUGCAAACUGGUGCUUUAAAUGUCCUUAUACAGUAGAAUGUACUCUAACAAGUGCCUUAUAACAUUUCACUGUACUAUACAACAAUGUAACUGUAAGUUUGUACACCUUCAACAGAAUAAACAUUUAGUCUUUUAUAAUGGACUGCUCAAUAA
This is a messenger RNA of Labrus mixtus (cuckoo wrasse), 3478 nucleotides long. Its product is annotated as sodium- and chloride-dependent betaine transporter-like. Lineage: Eukaryota; Metazoa; Chordata; Actinopteri; Labriformes; Labridae. Bases 177 to 1982 code for a protein of 601 amino acids. The record is from RefSeq and is a predicted model, not a curated record. Gene Ontology annotation, biological process: sodium ion transmembrane transport. Gene Ontology annotation, cellular component: membrane. The transcript is spliced from 14 exons.